GCCAUGGCUAAUUCACUCAACUUUAUUAUCGACUCAGCAUCGGGGGAUCACCCGAUUGAUCAGUACAUGCCACUGUUGAAAACCAGUGGCUCCUUCGUCCUGGUUGGUGUCCCAAGUGAAAUCAAGGUCCAUCCUAUAAGUCUGAUAAUGGGUAUGAAAACCAUAUCCGGGAGCGGGACGGGGGGAACGAAAGAGACACAAGAGAUGUUGGAUUUUUGUGCAACUCAGAAGAUAUACCCAGAGAUUGAAAUAAUUCCUAUUGAGUAUAUAAAUGAAGCUUUAGAGCGGAUGAUAAAGAGGGAUGUGAAGUACCGAUUUGUUAUUGAUAUAGGGAACUCUUUGAAAUGAAACAAGGGAAGAAAAAUAAAAAAUUAAUCAAUAGUCGUGAUAUUAGUGAAGAUAGAAGUGACUAGAGGACUAAAUAAAGGGUGAGAGAAGUGAUGAUCUUCUUGAUGUGUUGUGGUACUACAUAUUUGUUUUUUUAAAUUAUGUUUGGAUUGUGGUGUUUUAGAUUA
Molecule: messenger RNA, 515 nt
Organism: Camellia sinensis
Lineage: Eukaryota; Viridiplantae; Streptophyta; Magnoliopsida; Ericales; Theaceae
Source: RefSeq, a predicted model, not a curated record